AUGUACACUUUCAGGGCGGCCGUGGUCUCCACCUCCAGCUCGGGUCUGCCCCUAUUUUCCGAUUGCCGUGCUCCCCGCCACCGCCGACGCGGAUCUGUGGACCCCUCGUGGAAAACAGUGGGCUCUCGCAGGGGUAGUACGAAGAUUGCGUGCGCUUGCUCCGCGCCGCCGAGAAGCUGGGAUGAUGGGCUCCCCUCUCUCGAAAGCAAUGUGAGUUCUCCGAAGAUCCGAUUGUUCUAACAUCGUGUUUAGUAACUCUGCCUAGAUGAAUUCGGGUUUUAUGUUCUCGUUGCAAGUAUGGAUGAAAUAUUCGAUCGAUAAAGGAGAACGCCAUAGUUUUAUGAGAUACCAGGUUCUAGCACCCCAUGUCACUCUUUGGUGCUAUAUCGGUAUGCUCUCAUCCAUAAACUUGGCGUGAAUUAUCGUGCCUAUUAAGUGUAUUUAAUAUAUCACCAUAAUAAUAGAUUUUAUUGGCUCCGAUCCUACUAAGGCUGCUUCAAUUUUCCUCGUGAUUAUUACGUUUGCCAAGUUUCUAAUCAGAAACUCUUCGAACCCUGACAUAUUACGGAGGAUCAUGUUAUUCUUUCGAAUGAAUAUGAAGUAUCUAGAGCUGUCAAAGCAUCAAUUAUUUUCAUAUAAUAUGUUUAAAAAUAUGACCCCGAUUGGCACCAAGUAGACAUAUACCAAGUUCUUGCUACUUUUCACUUGCUAUCUCUUAUAAGCCAUCUCCCACUGAUGGACAUUCUGGGCCGUUACUCUUGGUUCUUUUCCAUUUAGUGGGAUGCCAAGGAUUAAUGGUUUUUGUUAUCUGCACAGGGCUUGCCAUUGUCUGAGAAAACGAGGAUAAACGAAGAGAUUGAUAAUAACUCUGACAUACUUAUUGAGUGUCGAGAUGUUCACAAAUCUUUUGGAGAGAAGGAAAUUUUGAAAGGCGUGAGCUUCAAGGUAAGUUCAAUGUUUUUCAAUUAUGCAUUUUCUCUUAAAAUCACCUAUGCGAGGCCACGCUAUGUGAACUGAUCAGUACCAUGCAGCACAUACGUCUUUUGCCAUGGAAUUAUAAUCUCUUACAUCGAACAAUAAAAAAAUAACGACACAAGAAAAUAGGUGGAACCACCAGUAUAGGACAGGAUAUGUCACAGCUAUGUGACCAUGUACACCAUACUCGCCUUGUAAUUUUAAUUUUUUUGAUUGGCUAGGGUAAAAUCCAGAUAUGGAGCAUACUUUCUCUAUUUUUGUUUUAGGAUUAUACAUUUCCUUUGUUCCUCAACUUAUUUGACUUCUCUUUUUGCCCUCACCUUCUUUUUGUUUUUUCUUAGGCUUGCUGUGUAUGUUUUCUCAACCUUUAUUUUCACCAUCUGUUUGGCAUACCCUUUUCCACUGAUCUCCAAGCAGUAUCAUUAUCUUUAAUAGAUAUCAGACCAUUCUGUUCUGGCAGCUUUCUUUUGCGCGUCCUUGUCUCUUUCGUUUCUAAUGAUAACUGACCAUUUCUCCCUUUUGUAAUUGUUCUGAUAGUAGUGUUUCCAUGCUUUUAUCUACUUGCAAACCGAGUGAUCUGAGUUCAAAUUAGACAACCAACAGAUUCUCUCGUUUACAAACUUAGGUCAGGUAGUAACCUAAAAAUAUAGUGCAGAGGUUGAGUUCUUCAUCAGAUCUAGCUUGUGGUCAUUUAAGUACCAACUGGAGUUCUCUGGGAUGUAUGAAGGGUUUUGGGCUGCUUGUGAUAUAUGAUCAUCCUACCUGUCUGGCGAAGAUAUGAUGGACUGGUCUGUUCGGAUACCAUUGGCAUAUUUUGACUUCGUUUAGUUUUAUGUCAGUACUAGGCACAUCUCUGCAAUGGUGACAGAGAUUAUAUUUAUCUGCUCUUGGUACUGGGUGGAUUAUGAUCUUGUCCAACAGCUUCUGGUUGAGAUCAGUCAUUUUUUAUUUCUUUAUUCCAUGCGUGGAGGACAAUAGUAACAUCCUUGAUAUUUAAUUCAUAAAGAGUUUGGACCUAUGAUUUCAUGCAUCUGUACUUCAGAACUAAUCGAAACUAGGGCUUCGCAUACUUAACCUAGUGAAUGAGCUGUGUGAGAUACCAAAAGUAUAACAGUACAUUUAUUAUGGGAAUCUUGAAAUUCAGGUUCGCAUUGAGGCCCAAGAAGAGAACAAAAACGAAGAUAAACGAAUCAGCGGAGAUCAGUAAAUCAGUGGUAGAUCUAUACACAAGAGGAGAUAAAAGAAAAUGUUCUAUAUCUGAGGACCAUAUAAAGAGACGGGUUAAUGUUUUUCAAAGGCCAUAUUAAUCACAGAACUGAGAACAUAACAUUGUGUAUGGUGACUGUUCAUAAACAGCAUAGCAGUCAGACAAAAGUAUGGCCUAAUUGGUUGAUGAGAGGUUUUAAAAAGGAUACAGAAUCGCCUUUCUCUUCAUAACGUGGAAUUAAGAAAAAUAAUUCCAUAUUUUUGUUACUAAAAAUGUCUUAAAAUAUCAUUUUUUAUUUAAUAUCCGAUGACUAACGUAAUGUAGAUUUAUUUUAUUUUAUUAUAUUUCCUUCUUUAUGAUGCUGUGUGGGACUUCAUAGAUAGGUUACACAUUUUAUUGAUAUGAGAUAGUCAAAUAGUAUUUGCUUCUGUUAUUCAUCCUUACAGUGUCGGAGCUAAUAUAUUUAUUCGUUCAGCAGAACUUGUAGUCAUUAUUCUUCAUCAAAAUUCUAUUUUGAUAUGAUUGACCGCUGAAGAAUUGUUAUUUCUUAAUCCUCACUUCCCCACAUCUAAAAAAGGAUCAUAGGUUCACUUGUUACCAACUUUCUUAUUGGCAUUUGUAUCCCCAGAUCAGACAUGGAGAAGCUGUUGGUAUAAUCGGGCCUUCUGGCACUGGAAAAUCAACUAUUCUAAAAGUUAUUGCUGGACUUCUUGCUCCAGAUAAGGUAGCGGAAAUUUGAUAUUGCAAGUCUUUUUUGUCUGUUUCUUGUUUAUCCUUAAAAGUUAUCAUUUUUCUUUUAGUUUUAUAGAUCACCAUGAAUUUUCUCCCUUAAUGCACAGGGUGAAGUGCUUAUCUGUGGCAAAAAAAGGGAGGGUCUGGUUGGUGAUGAGGACGAGGAUAUUUCUGGCCUUCGAAUUGGCUUGGUGAGGCACAGACUUCUUGAUAAUUUAUGAUCUCAUGAAGAUCUAUCCUAAAAAUAGCUGGAAUUUCGACGAUUGGAUCUUUGCUUACUAACUUGGAUAAUAUGAUUGCUCCAAUUUUUCAUACUGUAUCCUUCUGAACAUAUUAAAAUCAACCAGGUUACAUGGUUAAACCUUCCUGGAGAGAAGAUCAGUUUUAAAUGGUUUUUGUUAGUCAUGAUCUCCAGUAUGUUUAAAGAUCUGCCGAAGCACAUAAUUAAAUAUUUUUAAAUGGAAUGUGCCAAUUUAAGAGGGUUUUGAUCGUAAAAAAUUUAUAUGAGCUGUUGUCUAGUGGGUUGCUAUCCAACUCUGUUUCAAUAGGGCUUUGAUUCUGGACGUAGUAUAGUUUAUUGUUUUUUCCAAGCCUGACCAACUUUGCAGAGAAAGUCGCCGAUCUUAAACUCCAAACGAAAUUAGUGUUUACACAGUUUUUUUUUCUCCAUAACUCUUUUUAAGAUUGAUUUUCUUAAGUGUAGUCAUAGAUGAAUAAAUACUUCUUUUUGCAGUACUUUCGUUCAUCUUCUGAAUACCAACCUUAUGUGAGGCAGUUGGUGUGCAACUCAGGUUUGCUCGCUAAGGACCUAGAUUGACAUCCUAAGUGCUUGAAAAUGUGGGUGAGAUCGGUGUGGAGGGUUUAGUGCGUCCAUGAGAAUUCCACAUUAUGAGAAGUAGCAGUGUCCUAGCAUAUCCAUACAGGCCAAAAACAAAUUUGGUUCCUUGUUGUGUCAUCGAUUCGUUUUCAGACAGUCUAAAGAUGAAUAACGAACCAGAGAGAUUCUGUAACUCCUGGAGAUUAGUUCUUCUAGUGUACACAUUUGUAAUUGUCGAUUAGUUGAGUGGGAAUGUGGUAAAAAAAGUAAGACCCAUCUGAUUAGAAAUUGUAAUCAUUCUCUUUUUUCCUUCUAAGUGGGUAGAAAGAUGAUAUGUAAAAGGAAAUCUUGUUGUUCUAACCUCUCAGAAUUUCUUGGUUGCAUUCCAGGGCAACCCAGCCUGGGUAGUGCUUAAAUUACCACCAGCAUGUCUGCAAAACCCUAAACAAAGGAUAUUGUUGGUCAUACUGACUUAUUGCUUUUCUUUUUCUCCACGCUUACAGGUCUUCCAAAGUGCGGCUCUUUUUGAUUCUUUAACAGUCCGAGAAAAUGUUGGCUUUCUUUUGUAAGAUUCUGAAGUUUGCAUGAAAACAUUUAAUGUUCCCUCUUUCACAGGUAAAUCUUUUCUCAUGAAAUGAUAUUGACUAUGAUUUAAUCUCUCCGUCUGUUCAUUAGGUAUGAGAAGUCAAAGAUGCAAGAAGCUCGGAUAGAAGAACUUGUGAGAGAAAAUUUGGCAGCUGUUGGACUGAAGGUUUGCAUAUUGGUUUUUCGAAUAGCGUAUCUUAUUCCAGUGCUUAUGUUGUUAUAAUGAAUAGUUCCCAAGAUAUCAACGGGUAUCCAUCUAAAAAAAGGCAGAGCCUUUAUGUGUAAAUAGUUAACAUACUGACAAACCAAUAUGCCCAUGAAAGGGUGUAACGAGGCCUAGGGUGAAUCAAUUUACCUUCUGCUUGUAGGUGUUAGAAGUAUUUAAAAGUAGUGAUCUAAUACAAGCUAACAAGUUAUUUAUGGUUUUACUUGAAAUAUAUGAAAAAGUUGUUGUGGAGUGCGUCUGUGUUAUCUAGUGAGCAGUGGAAGGUACUCAUAGCUUUUGUGUGGUGGAUGUGCUGAGUGACAUCUUAGAUGAACCUGGCUUCGUAGAUCAGUCCCUUUUCUUGUAAACUUUCCAGUACUAUAAGCUAGAUAAAGGGGAGCAUCUUAGAUAUCCUUGCUCUUGUUUGAAAUUCGAUCUUAAUGAGAUAGCCUCUUAUUUCUUCCAUUUUAUGAUUAUCUUCCUUUUUUCUCCGUUUGGAAGGUGGUGGGCAUUGUGCCAAAUAUACACUAUCAAAUAAAUCAUUCAAGAAUGUCUUUGUCCGCCGGUUAUAAAUCAAAACAGAAAAUUUCGUCUUUCUCCGGCAAUUAUGACUUUGCUGCCUCUAUAACGUUGAAAACUAAUGUUGAUGUUUGCAUAUCAUGGAAAACAUUAUCUCACUAAUUUAGAUUUCAGAUUGAUCCAUUCCAUUCCUCCUUUAGUUCAAGUUGUUAUAUCAUUCCAGAACUGCCUACAAACAAUUUGAACCAAUUUUUGACUUACUCAAACCUCAUUGUGCUGAAACCGAUCUUUCUCCAAUAAAUGUAUUUUUUUUAUUUUCUUCUGGAAUCAAUCAAUAUCUCCCUUUGUGUUUUUUGCUAUUUUUUGCUAAAAUGAAUUGAUAUCAGUGCAGCCAACUAUAAUACCUAAGGACUGGUCAGUUGUAGGCCUAAGAUCUCUCUAAGACUAUUUGUAGAGAGAUGUGUAAACUAGUCGUAGUUCGGCUUAUGACAAACGUUCAUAGAUUGGACUCAUCCAAGCCUUCCUGCAUCAAUUAUGGCUUUGGUUUACAUCAGAUAAAAGAGUUUGGGACUCGACUAUUUUUCCAGUUUGCAAUUUUUGGUAACCUGUAGUUACCUUCUCCACGUCUGAAUUCUUGGUAACUUGGGGUUCCUAAAUAGCACAUGUUUUGAAAUUGUAUUAUUAAAGUGUCGAUUAGCCACGUCCAUCCAAUGGAACAAGGAUUUGAGGUGUUUCUUGACGAUGACGGCUCAGUCUAAUGGGAGAGACAAAUUUGGUGUAACAUUGAAGAUCAUUCUCAAAUAAUACUUUUAAAAGAAAGUCGUCAUGAUUGUUAUCAUUUCUAUGCGCUUGGGGCAGACAGCCCCAGUAUACCAGUGGAAAUGGAUUCCUUGAUUCUCCAUCAUAUUAAAUACAAAGAGACAAGAAUAAUACACCCCCUCCCCCCCUCUUGGCUCCGGUUCCACUUCUCCGCUAACAAUCUGUUUGUCUUCAGUUCUUAAGUUUCCUGCAGCUAUUUUCCCAAAGAUUAAUGAUGAAAUUUAUUCAAACGUGUCAAUAUUUGUCCAUCUCUUCAUUACUUAAUUGGCCAUCUUUCAUGAUUAAGACGUGUCAAUGUUUUGAUUAGUGAUGCAACAACGACCCAUGUAAAAUUGUGCUGGAUAAAAUGUCUGUUGCCACCUCAUCUAGGGGAUAUCCUUUGGCACAUCAUACAUAAUAUCCCAUCAUUACAUAUAGCGUGACUCAAUUUUUCUUUUUAAGGGUUCAUUUAUCUCUUGUAAAUCUAUUAUUACCCAAGUACUGUUGUUUCCACCAAUCACUUGACAAAAUGCCGAUGUGGCAUCGUGCAGGGGGUGGGAGAGCUCAUGCCUUCUGAACUGUCUGGUGGAAUGAAGAAACGGGUAGCAUUGGCUCGCUCUCUAAUAUUCGAUGAUACCCAGGAGGCAGAAGUACCAGAGGUAUACUGUGCAUGCUGAUUUGGCGUUGUUUGUAUACAUAUUCAACUUAGUAGAGUACUUUGAUCUCGUUUCUCCUUGUUUCUGCUCUUUUACUGGAGAAAUUUUGAUUAGGGUUUUCAAUGUCUUCCUCUCUGCCUUCCCUGAAUCAGCAUUCAGGAACAAUCUAGAUAUUAAGCUCUUCCGGACCUUAGAUAUUUUCAUUUCUGAGAAAAAAAAUGUCAGCCUCCCCGCUUCAUUUGUGUGUCUUUUUCCACUGUGGAGGACUGACUAUUCGACUAAAGACAAGGCCCUCUCUCUCUCUUUCUCUCCCUCUCUCUCUCUCCUGAUUAAUCUGCAACUUCUCUUUCGCCAUAAGCUGCUCCUUCCAUUGCUCACCCGGCGCUGUGCCUCUUGGGACAGGUUCUCCUGUAUGAUGAACCCACUGCAGGUCUUGAUCCCAUCGCCUCCACUGUCGUCGAGGAUCUGAUACGUUCGGUGCACUUUAAAGGAAAAGAUGCUCUUGGGGAGCCCGGGAAGAUCGCAUCAUACGUGGUCGUCACCCAUCAGCACAGCACAAUACGGAGAGCAGUCGACAGGUACGUGAAGAGCCCUGAUUUUCCUCACGGGCUCGCCAUUCUUCCUCAACUGAGGGCAGUUGACUUCAUUCCACAGGUUGGUGUUCCUCUACGACGGGAGGGUCGUCUGGGAAGGGAUGACCCAUGAGUUCACCUCCUCCACGAACCCCAUCGUCAGACAGGUAACACCUUCAGGGGAUUCCUCCUCCGUCACUCAACGAGUCAGAAAUUCUCAGACUGGGGUUCUUUUUCUUGGCGUUGACUUUGCAGUUUGCGUCGGGGAGCUUGGAGGGGCCCAUCGGAUAUUAA
This is a messenger RNA of Spirodela intermedia, 7360 nucleotides long. Lineage: Eukaryota; Viridiplantae; Streptophyta; Magnoliopsida; Alismatales; Araceae. The record is from the annotation of a GenBank genome assembly.